AUGGUUGUAAAUCAAGCUCUGGAGAUGAGAUUUGGAUGCACAAAGAGGGUCCUGCUCAUCUUCUGGUUCAACAUGAAGCCCAUCAGCUUUGCUGGCUGCUUCCUGCAGAUGUUCAUCAUGAAUACAUUCCUUCCCAUGGAGUCCUCCACCUUUCUAGUCAUGGCCUAUGACCGCUAUGUAGCUAUCUGCCACCCACUUCGCUACCCAUCCCUCAUCACUGAACAGUUUAUCAUUAAUGCAGCCAUUUUCAUUGUCUUGCGAAAUUUUCUGGCCACACUGCCCACACCUGUUCUGGCUGCCAGGCUCAACUACUGUGCCAGCAAUGUGGUGGAGAACUGCAUCUGUGCCAACAUCUCUGUGGCAAAGCUUUCCUGUGGGGAUAUUUACCUAAAUAAACUCUACCAGUUUGUGAGUGUUUGGUGCCUACUGGGUUCUGAUCUGGUACUCAUCUUACUAUCCUACUGCUUCAUCCUGAGGGCUGUGAUGCGUCUGCAGUCAGGAGGUGCAGCCACCAAGGCCUUGAGUACUUGUGGUUCCCACCUCAUUCUUAUACUAUUCUUCUAUACAUUGCUGCUGGUUUUCAUCUUCACAAACAAGGCAGGAAAGAAGGUGCCCUCAGAGGUACCCAUUCUUCUCAAUGUCUUGCAUCACCUUAUUCCACCAGCCCUGAACCCCAUUGUUUAUGGAGUGCGAACCCAGGAAAUCAAGCAAGGAAUUACCAAGCUACUGAAGUACCACUAUUGA
Molecule: messenger RNA, 744 nt
Organism: Myotis davidii
Lineage: Eukaryota; Metazoa; Chordata; Mammalia; Chiroptera; Vespertilionidae
Product: olfactory receptor 56A4
Exons: 2
Coding region: 1-744 (247 amino acids)
Biological process (GO): G protein-coupled receptor signaling pathway
Cellular component (GO): membrane
Molecular function (GO): olfactory receptor activity
Source: RefSeq, a predicted model, not a curated record